Molecule: messenger RNA, 574 nt
Organism: Dimorphilus gyrociliatus
Lineage: Eukaryota; Metazoa; Annelida; Polychaeta; Dinophilidae
Source: the annotation of a GenBank genome assembly
CAUGACUUCAUUCAAGGAAGACGUUCCCAGCUUUUUCGUUCGUUCUGAAGAUCUCGUUUGCUGUUGCCGUCAUUGCCAGUCUACUCGAACUCCACGAACAGCUAAAAUUUUACGUUGCCUACCAAACAGUAUCGACUCCCCUCAACCGGCAACACAAUUUCCUAUUUAUAUCAACCGAAAAGUUACACGUGAUACUGGAGUUCAAACUGAAACCGAAGACGAGACUGGAAUUGGUAGCUCAGUAGCCAGCAUGCCUGAUACCGCACCAAAAGCUAACAAGAGAACAUCUCUGCUUCGUCGAUUAUUUCGAUCAAAGGAUGCUUCCUCUCAUGCCGAGUCAUCAUUUAUGGAUACAACACUUGGAGCCACUACUGAGGACGAAUUAUCCUCCUCUAGAUACAGAAAGAGGAGUCGAUUUUCUUUUGCUAGUAAUCCAACAAGUAAACGAGAGAAGAAAAAUUUUGAACAUAAACGCCAAAAGUCAAUUGUAAGAAGAAUGAGAGCGAUAAAAAGACAACUCAUGGGUGAACCAACAAACGAAUCUUAUCGUAUUUAUCCUAUGGCUUUGUUAUAG